CCUGCCGGGGCUCAGGGGGAACCUGCCUGGUUCGCGGCAAAGGACACAGGGCCACUGUCCCUCCAUGCUGGCCUGUGGGAUGCAAGUGGCCUGACACUCGCGACCCUCCAUACCCAGUCCCACAGAUUCCAGAGUGUGGAUCAGACUGAGGCCAGGGAACGAAAAGAUGGGUCAGGAGGGCCCAGGGCCCCGGGGGUAACACCUGCCCGGGAGGAUGCUCGGAGCAGGGGUGGCCAGAGUGCCUGGUGGGGGCUGCUGCCGAGGGAAAGGCUGGACUGCAGGGUAGUGUCGGGCACCGGGACCUCACCACGUUGUGCCUUAUCCCCGUCACCCACCCACCCACCCACGCGGAGGGUCCUGAGGGCUUCGCCAGGCUGCCCCGAAGCACAGAGCUGCGGUCACGAGGGGUCUCGGAAGCCCACGCUGUGGCCCCAGGACAAGGUUCUGGAUGCAGCUCCUGGAAGUGAAGGGUGGACUCGCGGCGCUGCCGGAAAAAACGGAGACCACAGGCAGGCGGGAAGCGCGUCCAGGGUCCGCGGACACCCGCCUCUCAGACGGUCCUCUGGGGCCCGAUCGCGGAGGAGACGGAAAGCGGGAGGGCCUCAGGCUCGUCUGAACCCCCGCGUUCAUUCGGCCAAACGGAACCCAAACUCCUCCCCCGGGGGUCGGGCCCGUCAAGCCAGCCGCGGACGCCGAUGCCCGCCCAGCCCUCCGGGAGCUUCUGCGCCUGCGGCCUCGCGGGGCCUCUCCGAGCCCGGGCUGGGUUCCGGGGGCGGUGCCGGGUCCAAGACCCCUUCCGUCCUAGACAACAGGAGGGGCCCGAGAGGCGGCGAGAUGUGGGGCGCGGCGCUAAGCCCCUGCCCGACCCGAACAGACUGCCAGCUCCGGUGCAGCGGAGAAAAUCCAGGGCUGCCCGAGCGGGGUCGCCUGUGGCGGUCUCGGGGACGUCACCAUGUGUCACCCCGCGCCCCGGCAGCGCGCGCCACAAGACGCCGGCUGCCACCCCUACACCUCCGACUCUCUGGACCAGAGACGCGAACAGACGAACGAGGCAGCCAAUCGGUGCCCGGUACGACACCGCCCCGCCCCUCCCACGGGCGACUGGGUUCCGGGGCACGCGGGGCGGGGCUUCCGGGCGGGGCAGGCCGGCUUCCGGCGGAAUCGGCGCCGCCGAUGGCAGCGCACAGGGUAGCUGUCGGCGCCUCGCUCGCUGCUGCCCGACUCCUGCUCCUCGGCCGCUGCCGCUUGUCGCCCGUGCCCCGCUCUGCGUUGUCGGGCGCCGCCAUGGAGCCUGCGCCGCGUUGGCUGGCGGGACUGCGCUUCGACAACCGCGCUCUGCGCGCGCUGCCGGUGGAGACGCCGCCUGCCGGUCCCGAGGGCGCCUCGACCACGCCGCGGCUCGUGCCCGGGGCCUGCUUCACCCGCGUGCGGCCCACCCCGCUGCGGCAGCCCCGCCUCGUGGCGCUGUCGGAGCCCGCGCUGGCGCUGCUGGGUCUGGGGGCGCCGCCCGCGCCCGAGGCCGAGGCCGAGGCCGCGUUGUUCUUCAGCGGCAACGCGCUCCUACCGGGCGCCGAGCCCGCCGCGCACUGCUACUGCGGCCACCAGUUCGGCCACUUCGCGGGACAGCUGGGCGACGGCGCCGCCAUGUACCUAGGCGAGGUGUGCACGGCGGCCGGCGAGCGCUGGGAGCUGCAGCUCAAGGGCGCCGGGCCAACGCCCUUCUCCAGGCCGACGGUCGCAAGGUCCUGCGGUCAAGCAUUCGGGAGUUCCUGUGCAGCGAAGCCAUGUUCCACCUGGGGGUCCCCACCACACGGGCCGGCGCCUGCGUCACAUCUGAGUCCACAGUGGCGCGUGAUGUGUUCUAUGAUGGUAAUCCCAAAUAUGAAAAAUGCACAGUUGUGUUGCGUAUAGCUUCCACUUUCAUAAGGUUUGGAUCCUUUGAGAUUUUUAAGUCCACAGAUGAGCACUCGGGGCGCGCAGGCCCCAGCGUGGGGAGGAACGACAUUCGUGUGCAGCUGCUCGACUACGUCAUCGGCUCCUUCUACCCUGAGAUCCAGGCUGCUCACGCCAGCGACAGCGUGCAGAGAAACGCCGCCUUCUUCCGGGAGGUGACGCGGCGUACGGCGAGGAUGGUGGCCGAGUGGCAGUGCGUGGGCUUCUGCCAUGGCGUGCUUAACACUGACAACAUGAGCAUCCUGGGGCUGACCAUCGACUACGGGCCCUUCGGCUUCCUGGACAGGUACGACCCCGACCACGUGUGCAACGCCUCAGACAACACCGGCCGCUAUGCAUACAGCAAGCAGCCCGAGGUGUGCAAGUGGAACCUGCAGAAGCUGGCUGAGGCGCUGCAGCCGGAGCUGCCCCUGGAGCUGGGCGAGGCCAUCCUGGCCGAGGAGUUUGACGCCGAGUUCCAAAGGCACUACCUGCAGAAGAUGCGCAGGAAACUGGGCCUUGUGCAGGUGGAGCUGGAGGAAGACGGGGCGCUGGUGUCCAGGCUCCUGCAGACCAUGCACCUGACAGGUGCCGACUUCACAAAUACCUUCUACUUGCUGAGCUCCUUCCUGGUGGAUCCGGAGUCACCAGGCCUGGCGGAGUUCCUGGCCAGGCUGAUGGAGCAGUGUGCUUCCCUGGAGGAGCUGAGGCUAGCCUUCCGGCCCCAGAUGGAUCCCCGGCAGCUGUCCAUGAUGUUGGUGCUGGCACAGUCAAACCCGCAGCUGUUCGCACUCAUGGGCACCCGGGCAGGCAUCGCCAGGGAGCUGGAGCGCGUGGAGCAGCAGUCUCAGCUGGAACAGCUGAGCGUGGCCGAGCUGCAGAGCAGGAACCACGACCACUGGGCCACCUGGCUCCAGGAGUACAGAGCCCGGCUGGACAAGGACCUGGAAGGCGCCGGAGAUGCUGCUGCCUGGCAGGCCGAGCGUGUGCGUGUGAUGCGCGCCAGCAACCCCAAGUAUGUCCUGAGGAACUACAUCGCGCAGAACGCCAUCGAGGCUGCCGAGCGUGGGGACUUCUCAGAGGUUCGGCAGGUACUGAAGCUGCUGGAGACCCCUUACCAAUGCGAGGCAGGCACUGCCACAGAGCCCGAGGCCACGGAGGCCAGAGGGGCAACCGGCGGGCAGCAUUCCUACAGCAGCAAGCCCCCGCUCUGGGCAGCAGAACUGUGUGUGACAUGAUCAUCGUAAUGGCCUCGGCAUGCUCCACACCCCUGGAGUCUUCCGAGGCCCCCAUGUGUUGCUGAGUGGCCGAGACGGUGCCAGGCUAUCUCCUCUGUGCUGGGGGCUUCUGCCCUGGCCCACGCACACGUCUUUCCAUGAAGGCAGAGACAUCCAGUCAGGACCUGACCUGUCUCUGUCUGACGCUGGCUCAGCAGGGCAGCCCCACCACCCCUCUGGCCCCUGGGGGCUGGACCCAGGCUCCUAAAUAAACCAGCAACUCCCUCAG
Molecule: messenger RNA, 3438 nt
Organism: Callithrix jacchus (white-tufted-ear marmoset)
Lineage: Eukaryota; Metazoa; Chordata; Mammalia; Primates; Cebidae
Gene: SELENOO
Product: selenoprotein O
Source: RefSeq, a predicted model, not a curated record